Molecule: messenger RNA, 1074 nt
Organism: Hyaloscypha bicolor E
Lineage: Eukaryota; Fungi; Ascomycota; Leotiomycetes; Helotiales; Hyaloscyphaceae
Product: MT-A70-domain-containing protein
Exons: 2
Coding region: 1-1074 (357 amino acids)
Cellular component (GO): RNA N6-methyladenosine methyltransferase complex; nucleus
Molecular function (GO): methyltransferase activity; nucleic acid binding
Source: RefSeq, a predicted model, not a curated record
AUGGCAUCAUGUAUAUUAUACCAAAAUCUGGACUCAACUGUCAUACUUAUCGACAUUCCCCGCUCAAUUGAAGAAGCUCAAGGAGAUUCUUCACAGAGAUUGCUUUCAUCGAAGCCGAUCGAGCAUCCGUUUCCAUCCGUUGAGCCGAAGUCUGAAAAGGCACGAAAAAAUCUUGGAGAACUUGCUUUGGAAGAGUUGAUCUUGCAGAAACAUAUACAGCUUUCAUUGGAUCAGUUGAGCAAUGAAUGGAGUGGAGAGUGGUGUCUACCACGAGGAGAGGAACAGCGCGAAGUUGCAAAAAGCCCUGAGACGGAAGAGAGUACAGAUCAAGAUCCGAAUGCCAACCCCAAAGAUGGGACUUUCUUCAGGAACUCUACGCUGAAACCAACAAUAAUACCCGUGGGGAAAGAUGCUGUACAGGUACCCUCCAACUCAACAGCAUUAUGCGGAGACAUCACAUCCACAACCGAGAUCUUCAUCUCCCAGGCCCCAAAAUUCGACCUUAUAAUCCUCGACCCACCAUGGCCAAACCGCUCAGCACGAAGAAAGAAGUCAUACGGAGUCUCAUACGGUAACCACGAGAUCCGAUCCUUGUUGUUAUCACUUCCCCUCACAAACAACCUUACAGACGACGCUCUCGUAGGGGUCUGGGUAACCAACAAACCGACCUUUCGCGAGAUGGUACUUGGUGAAAGAGGCCUAUUCGAGGAAUGGGGUGUACAGUUGGUAGAAGAGUGGAUGUGGCUUAAGGUUACUUCAACAGGGGAGCCGAUAUCCGAGUUGAGUUCGAUGUGGAGGAAACCAUACGAGAUUUUGCUUGUAGGAAGGAGGACUAUUUCCAGAAAUGGGGAUGUGAAAAGGAGAGUCUUGGUCGGAGUUCCGGAUCUGCAUUCCCAGAAGCCAAAUCUGAAGAGUAUUUUCGAACAGGUGAUGAAGAAAGAGAAGUAUGAGGCAUUGGAGGUCUUUGCCAGGAACCUAACGGUCGGGUGGUGGGGCUGGGGGGACGAAGUGCUGAAGUUCCAGAGUGAGGAGUACUGGAUAGAGGGAGAGCAUUUAACCCAGGAUAUCCCAUAA